This is a messenger RNA of Helobdella robusta, 615 nucleotides long. RefSeq lists its product as hypothetical. NCBI's taxonomy places the organism in Eukaryota, Metazoa, Annelida, Clitellata, Rhynchobdellida, Glossiphoniidae. Gene Ontology annotation, molecular function: calcium ion binding. The transcript is spliced from 5 exons. The record is from RefSeq and is a predicted model, not a curated record. Bases 1 to 615 code for a protein of 204 amino acids.
AUGGCUUAUGAAACUGACACUUGGGACUCCAUAACCCUUGAUGCCGGGGCCCAGCUGCUCAUGAAAGAACUCAAUUACCCUAAGGAGAGGGCUUACCAGGUGGUCAAAAAGUUCGACCACAACAAAGAUGGUAAACUCUCAGGAAAGGAGAUCAUAAAUUUCAAGAAUAACAUUCAGGAGACAUGGGUCUUGAGAUCCUCUCUGAACUUCGCAAGUGAUGGAGAAGUAGUCAGAGAAGUAGGUAGAGAGUUUCAGAGAAAAGGACCAGAAAAAGCAAAAGCAGAUUUGGCAAAAAAUAAGAGGACCAUCCUGCCGAAGUUCAAGGAAUACGACAAAGACAACAACGGUUACGUGACGUUGAACGAGGCUUCCAAGGUCCUCUCCCAGAAACCUUUCAACUUCCCAUCCUCCAAAAUACUUACCCUGCUGCACAAGUUCGAUAAAGACGGAAAUGGAAAGUUGGACAUAGAAGAGUUCGCUGAUUUCUAUGCAGACGCAAAGGCCUUCAACGAGGAGAUAUCAGACCACUUCAGCAGAUUGGAUGUGGAUAGGAAUGGUCUUCUAAACGUGCAAGAAGUCAAAAAUGUUUGUACUAUUUUCUUCAAUCCAACUUAG